CUGCCGGGACAGCAGGCAGGUGGAGGAAGCCAGUCCCGCCUCCACCCGCCUCCACCCAGGGGCUGUCUGAACUGUACCAGUGCACCGCAGGGUCCCCGCUCUGACGUGCAGGGACUGGGGAGCUAUAGGCCUCCUCCCCCGCCCGGGUGGCCCGGGUCUCCAGCCCCGCCCCGCCCCGCCCCGGGCUUGGGGCUCAGCUGGGGAGCUGGCCGAGCUGAGGGUGCCGAGGUGUCGCGGCCAGGAGCAUGGCAAAGGUCCGGGAGCUGGAGGACGCCUUCCUGCAAGCUCAACCUUCGCCCCAACUCUCCCCCGAGAUCCAGGAGGCGUGUUGUGUGCAGCUCCUGGACAAGGACUUGCUCGUCUACCCGGAGGAAAGAGCCUACCUGGUGGCUGAAGCGCAGCCUCGGGGCGAGCUGGGCAGCCUGGAGAAAGGGGAAGACCCGGAGCUGCUGGGGGGAAUUAAAUCAGAAAUGCAUUUAAGCAACGGUAACUUUUCUUCUGAAGAAGAGGAUGCAGAUAACCACGACAGCAAAACAAAAGCAACCGAUCAACACGUCUCUCAGAAGAAAACCAUCACGCAGAUUAUGAAGGAUAAAAAGAAGCAGACUCAGCUCACGCUGCAGUGGCUUGAAGAGAAUUACAUUGUGUGUGAAGGAGUUUGCUUACCUCGGUGCAUCCUAUAUGCACACUAUUUAGAUUUCUGCAGGAAAGAGAAACUAGAGCCAGCUUGCGCUGCCACCUUUGGAAAGACAAUUCGCCAGAAAUUUCCCCUCCUAACCACACGGCGGCUUGGAACAAGAGGCCAUUCAAAGUAUCAUUACUAUGGAAUUGGAAUCAAAGAGAGCAGUGCAUAUUACCACUCCGUUUAUUCUGGAAAGGGCCUGACAAGGUUUUCUGGGAGCAAGCUGAAGAAUGAGGGUGGUUUCACCCGUAAAUAUUCACUUAGUUCAAAAACAGGAACACUUCUUCCAGAAUUCCCCAGCGCUCAACACCUUGUGUACCAAGGAUGCAUUUCGAAGGACAAGGUUGAUACUCUCAUAAUGAUGUACAAAACUCACUGCCAGUGUAUCCUGGACAAUGCAAUUAAUGGAAACUUUGAGGAGAUCCAGCACUUCUUAUUACACUUUUGGCAAGGAAUGCCUGAUCACCUUCUUCCCCUGCUUGAAAAUCCUGUUAUCAUUGACAUAUUCUGUGUUUGUGACUCAAUUCUUUAUAAGGUUCUUACAGAUGUUCUCAUUCCUGCAACAAUGCAAGAAAUGCCUGAAAGCUUACUAGCAGAUAUAAGAAAUUUUGCUAAAAAUUGGGAACAGUGGGUUGUUUCAUCCUUGGAAAACUUGCCAGAAGCCCUAACUGACAAGAAAAUACCCAUUGUGCGAAGAUUUGUAUCUUCUCUGAAGCGACAAACAUCUUUUUUACAUCUUGCUCAGAUUGCAAGACCAGCUCUCUUUGACCAGCAUGUUGUGAAUUCUAUGAUAUCUGAUAUUGAAAAGGUUGACUUGAAUAGUAUUGGAUCUCAGGCCCUUCUUACCAUUUCUGGUAGCGCAGACACUGAAUCUGAUAUCUAUAGUGAACAAGACUCUGUCAUUGUGUUCCAAGAACUGAAGGAUCUCCUUAAGAAGAAUGCCACUGUGGAGGCUUUUAUUGAAUGGUUGGAUACAGUAGUAGAACAGAGAGUUAUUAAGACCAGCAAACAAAAUGGAAGAUCAUUAAAGAAGAGGGCCCAGGACUUUUUGCUGAAGUGGAGCUUUCUUGGUGCUCGAGUCAUGCAUAACCUCACCUUGAACAAUGCAUCCAGUUUUGGUUCAUUCCAUUUGAUCCGAAUGCUUCUCGAUGAAUACAUUCUCCUGGCCAUGGAGACCCAGUUUAAUAAUGACAAAGAGCAGGAGUUACAGAAUUUAUUGGACAAGUAUAUGAAGAAUUCAGAUGCAAGUAAAGCUGCCUUCACUGCCUCGCCAAGCUCAUGCUUUCUGGCCAAUCGGAAUAAAGGAAGCUCUGUUUCCAGUGACACUGUGAAGAAUGAAAGCCAUGUGGACACAGCCUGCCUUCCUCUGCCAUCCAGUCACCCUGGAGCCCUACCCCCUGCUCUUCACCCCUUCCCUGCUGGAAACACAGAUAAUAUGCCACUCACAGGUCAAAUGGAGCUUUCACAGGGUACUGGACAUUUGAUGACACCACCUAUUUCUCCAGCCAUGGCCAGUCGAGGAAGUGUCAUUAACCAAGGGCCAAUGGCAGGGAGACCCCCAAGUGUGGGCCCGGUACUCUCAGUUGCAUCACAUUGCUCAACAUACCCAGAGACCAUUUAUCCUACUCUCUCUCAAAACAACCAUGACUUUUAUGGGGCCAACUCUAACUAUCAGACUGUGUUUAGGGCACAGCCCCACCCCACACCAGGACUCUAUCCUCAUCGUGCUGAGCAUGGUCGAUGCAUGGCCUGGACUGAACAGCAGCUUUCUAGAGACUUUUUCAGUGGCAGCUGUGCUGGGUCUCCAUAUAAUUCUCGGCCACCUUCCAGCUAUGGACCAUCCUCACAUGCCCAAGAUUCACAUAGUAUGCAGUUUUUUAAUACAGGAAGCUUCAAUUUCCUGAACAACACAGGGGCUGCCAGCUGCCAAGGAGCAACAUUGCCUUCUAAUUCACCUAAUGGCUACUACGGAAGCAAUAUAAACUACCCAGAGUCUCAUAGGCUCGGGUCAAUGGUGAAUCAACACGUUUCUGUCAUCAGCAGCAUCCGCUCACUCCCUCCAUACAGUGACAUCCAUGACCCACUUAACAUUUUAGAUGACAGCAGUAGAAAGCAGACCAGUUCGUUCUAUGCAGAUGCAUCAUCUCCAGCUGCCUGUCGGACUCCAGUAGUAGCUUCCAACUUGCAAACCCCAAUUCCUUCUUCUUCAUCCCAGUGUAUGUAUGGAACUUCCAAUCAGUAUCCAGCGCAAGAAACCUUGGACUCCCAUGGAGCAAGCAGUAGAGAAAUGGUGUCAUCUUUGCCACCCAUCAACACUGUGUUUAUGGGAACAGCAGCUGGAGGCACUUAAAUUGAUAAUGUUGGGUGGGAUUGAAACUAAAAAUCUCUACUGUGCAGAUAUCAUUAUUCACUCAGUCUACAAUAAGAAUAAACAAAAUGGAGCAGGCAGUGACUGGACACUGUUUUUCAAGUCACUGGUAUUUGGAUAACUCCAAAGUGAUUGGACAUUCUUGCAUAGUUUGCCUUGCACACAAAUAGUUUUAAAUGUGAUCUCAUUAUUAAUCAUAGUUUACAACAUUAUUAAAUGAAACCAGUGGAGAAUUGAACAUGCAAACAUUUCAACUAUGAAGAUUUAAUAUUUCACUUUCUAAUUUAUUGAGAAUCUUUAUGCUCCUACAUUUUUGGUUUCUAAAAAAGAGAAAAGUAUAUUUAAUGCCUUUACAAUACCUUUAAUUUAUUAGGAUCUCAGAAUCAUUGUUUACUAUUCCCUUAUUUGACAAACAGUCAAAUAUAUAUGUUCUACCUCCUAUGGAAAUGUUUACGACAUCAAGACUUAAUUCAAUUCAGCCUAGACCAAAGUCGCUUGACCUUUAAUUCCUCUGCAUUAGUGAUGAUUUCUGUUACAUAGCAGUAUUCCAAUUAUAUGUAACUGAAUAGAGAUGAUAAAUGCUUACUCUUCUUUUCAAAAAGACAAGAAAUAAAAGAAAUAAUGGAUGGAAACAUU
Molecule: messenger RNA, 3686 nt
Organism: Marmota monax (woodchuck)
Lineage: Eukaryota; Metazoa; Chordata; Mammalia; Rodentia; Sciuridae
Gene: Rfx6
Product: regulatory factor X6
Exons: 19
Coding region: 246-3032 (928 amino acids)
Biological process (GO): regulation of transcription by RNA polymerase II
Molecular function (GO): RNA polymerase II cis-regulatory region sequence-specific DNA binding; DNA-binding transcription factor activity, RNA polymerase II-specific
Source: RefSeq, a predicted model, not a curated record